This is a messenger RNA of Hevea brasiliensis (rubber tree), 1103 nucleotides long. Its product is annotated as guanosine deaminase. Gene Ontology annotation, biological process: purine nucleoside catabolic process. The transcript has 5 exons. Bases 249 to 809 code for a protein of 186 amino acids. Gene Ontology annotation, molecular function: guanosine deaminase activity; zinc ion binding. Lineage: Eukaryota; Viridiplantae; Streptophyta; Magnoliopsida; Malpighiales; Euphorbiaceae. The record is from RefSeq and is a predicted model, not a curated record.
AGGCUAACAAAUCCCAAGUUUCUAUUUCUGGCCCUAUUUGCCAAAUAGAAGCAGUUUUCGUUUCUGGUCUCCCAAGUUUGGGGUUUUUUAGGUCGAAAUUUCCACAUCUAUGCUUUUCUGCAAAAAGGGAGUAUUUUGAUUAACAUACCUCCAAAUAUACGUAUUGAUUGGAUCUCAAUCCACAGAGAGAAGAGGAAGAUUCUUGUACGAAUUAACCUAUUUGCAUUUCUGGGGCAUCCAUCAUCGACAUGGACGACGCUAAUGUGGUGGAAGCUAAGGAUGGAACCAUCUCUGUGGCCACUGCAUUUGUUGGUCAUCAAGAAGCUGUGCAGGAUAGAGAUCACAAAUUCUUAACUAAAGCAGUCGAAGAAGCUUAUAAAGGAGUAGAAUGUGGGGAUGGUGGUCCUUUUGGUGCUGUUGUGGUACAUAAUGAUGAGGUGAUUGUCAGUUGUCACAACUUGGUUUUGAGGAAUACAGAUCCUACUGCCCAUGCAGAGGUUACUGCAAUAAGGGAGGCAUGUAAAAAACUUGGUAAGAUUGAGCUUUCUGACUGUGAAUUGUAUGCCUCUUGUGAGCCAUGCCCAAUGUGCUUCGGUGCUGUCCACCUUUCAAGAAUUAAGAGGUUGGUUUAUGGAGCCAAGGCUGAAGCAGCUAUUGCCAUUGGCUUUGAUGAUUUUAUUGCGGAUGCAUUGCGAGGUACUGCCUACUAUCAAAAGGCUAAUUUGGAGAUUAUAAGGGCAGAUGGUAAUGGGGCCAUUAUUGCCGAACAGGUCUUUGAGAAAACAAAGGAAAAAUUUCGGAUGUAUUGAUCUUUUUAGUCACCUCUUUCAUUGGACGGUACUGACUUUGCUUCCAUUCUGAACUGUUAGCAUCUUUUUAAUGCGAUCAUUUAAUAAUGACCUGCACUUUAUCCAAUAUUAAAGAUUGAUAUCCUCUGCUGUGGGGAAUCUGGACUGUCUUCGUGUUCUUUUUCAAUUCAAUGGAGAUAGCUGAACCUUACCAUGAAAGAUUCAUGUUUAAUAAUGUGAUGUGUUAUUUCACAUUCACUGUCUGAAGUGGCAGCGGAAUCCUAAAUGAAAGAUUUACUUUGUAUUUGCAUAAAA